AUGGGGCCCCCUACUGACCCCAGGCCCUCGGGCAGUGCCCGAGUUUCCAAAUGGUCAGUCCGCCCCUUGUGCCCUGAUGAUCGGUGUAGCCGCAUCAGUGCCACCUGUCAGUGUCCAUCAAGGCCACCUGUCAGUGCUCAUCAAUGCCACCUGCCAGUACCCAUCAGUGCCACAUCAAUGCUACAUAUCAGUGCCUACCAGUGCACAUCAAUGCCACAUAUCAGUGCCCAUCUGAGCUGCCUUUCUAUGUUACCUAUCGGUGCCAGUCAGUGCUGCCUAUCAAUGCCAGUCAGUGCUGCCUAUCAGUGCCAACUUUCAGUGCAUAUCAGUGCGCAUCAGUGAUGCCUAACAGUGCUUGUCAGUGCUGCCUAACAGUGCCAGUCAGUGUCACCUAUCAGUGCCAGUCAGUGCCACCUAUCAGUGCCACCUAUCAGUGCUAUAUAUGAGUGCUGCAUUUCAGUGCCCAUCAGUGAUGCAUGUCAAUGCCCAUCAGUGACACCUACCAGUGCCUCCUCAUCAGUGCCCAUAAGUGCCGCCUAUCAGUACCCAUCACUGCAGUCUCAUUAGCGUACAUCAGUGAAGGAGAAAAAUCACUUAUUUACAAAACUGUAUAACAGAAACUAAGAAAAAAACUUUUUUUUUUCAAAAUGUUCAGUUGUUUUUGGUUUGUUUAGCAACAAAUAA
Molecule: messenger RNA, 684 nt
Organism: Staurois parvus
Lineage: Eukaryota; Metazoa; Chordata; Amphibia; Anura; Ranidae
Source: the annotation of a GenBank genome assembly